Molecule: messenger RNA, 500 nt
Organism: Capsella rubella
Lineage: Eukaryota; Viridiplantae; Streptophyta; Magnoliopsida; Brassicales; Brassicaceae
Product: stress-induced protein KIN2
Exons: 3
Coding region: 67-270 (67 amino acids)
Source: RefSeq, a predicted model, not a curated record
CACAAUUACAAAAGCUAAAAGGUUCUUUAAGAAUCAAAUUAAGUUUUACAAAGAGAAGAUUAGAAAAUGUCUAGCAACAGCCAGAGCAUGAGCUUCAACGCUGGCCAAGCUAAAGGCCAAACUCAGGAGAAGGCAAGCAACUUGAUGGACAAGGCCUCCAAUGCUGCCCAAUCUGCUAAGGAAUCUAUUCAAGAGGGAGGACAGCAGCUGAAGCAGAAAGCACAAGGUGCGACUGAGGCCAUUAAGGACAAGACUGGCAUCAACAAAUGAGAACCACGUUGAAACUAAAUAAUCUAUGUUUGAUGUUUCUUUCUAUCCGAAUAAUAAUUAGAUAGACAAAUCUAUCUAAAUCCAAGACUAUGGAUUUCGAUUUGAAGCCAUUUAGGCAACUAUUCUCUACGUUUUUUUUUUCUUUAUCUAGCCAAGGGUUUUUUAUGACUCUUGGCUCUUGAUAAUUUGUAGCCAUGCAGUUAUUUUUCUAUAUUAAAUAAAAUGAUAUG